CUUUCCCUUCCCAUCGUAACGUAGAAGUGGAAAAGAAAGAAAAUUGAUUUCUGAACCUGAAUCGAAGCAAAGAAGGAAUUGCAGAAUAACGAUUGAAAAUGGUGAAGGUUGCAACGUACUUUGGAAUGUCCUUGGCAGCUUUCGUUUUCUGGCAAUCCAUGGACAAAGUCCAUGUCUGGAUCGCUCUUCAUCAGGACGAAAAGCAAGAGAGGUUGGAGAAGGAAGCGGAGAUCAGAAGGGUCAGAGAACAAUUAAUUCGGGAGCAAGCCAGUCAGAAGGAUUCUUCAUAUUGAAUUCAAACAUAAUGUCGUAAUUUUUCUAUCCUUUGCUUUGUAAUUUCUCUUGUUGUCAAUGUAAUGUCGUAUGCUCAAAUAAAAUAUGGUACUCGACGAUCAUUUCAAAUUUAAUUGAGUGGAUAUGUAAGAUUGUCCUUUGAUGUUAUACAUGAUAUUGUUCCAUAAAAUGGUACUUGCCAUUAAUUGUUAGAACAAUGCUAGCUUUGCUCGAUUUUGUCUGUGUAUUGGUAUUUGGCUCGGGUUAUGAACCAUAUUUUAAUUGUUUGCA
This is a messenger RNA of Medicago truncatula (barrel medic), 564 nucleotides long. RefSeq lists its product as uncharacterized. NCBI's taxonomy places the organism in Eukaryota, Viridiplantae, Streptophyta, Magnoliopsida, Fabales, Fabaceae. The record is from RefSeq and is a predicted model, not a curated record. The transcript has 2 exons. Bases 99 to 293 code for a protein of 64 amino acids. Gene Ontology annotation, cellular component: respiratory chain complex I.